GUACAAUAUUCAAUACUUUACUUUACGAGACAACAAUUGAGCAACUGCGACGCCGCCACCUACGAAUAAAAGUUUUUUUGACUGUUAAUCGAUAAAUUACAACUUCCGUGUGCUUCCAAGAGCACGAAGAAGUAGUAAGCUUGAUCUUCCAACAACGCUGCUGGUCUUCUCCAUCGGGGGGGCUGCGCUUCUGCCAACAGAAUAUCCGCGAGACAACGCCCAGCAUGCCGCCAGUUCAACACCACUCAGCUCAUCACAAGCUUUGUCGCAGAUGCCAUUCAUACUUCGAUCCUUCUGAUGAGAAGGCGCGGACUUCAGGCUGUAACUUUCACCACCAGCCGUACGUGAAUCGCUACCAUCCCGAAGGGGAGCGGUACUAUGCGGCGGUCGAAGAGAACCCGAAACAUAAAGGCUGGAAAGGCAGUUGCUGGGAAUGCUGCGGCGCCGAGGAGAAGGAAACACCAGGAUGCACCUGGGGACCGCACGUAACUUAUGACGACUAAGACAGCGAACAGCUCUGUGUUGUGCUUCGGGACCUCUUUGUUCAAUGGAAAGGCAAUUACAGAGUGGCAUUAGACAAAGCGGCAGUUGGGAUUAACAGGAGGAAAUAAAAUGCCGGGGAAUUCGAACACGGAACGGUAGCGUCAAAGCACUAGGCGCUUAAUUCAAUGCCGUACUAUGGCAAGUGGUUUGUCAGUCGACCUGUUUCGCUUACGCAGUCAAAGUUCGUUUUGUGCACGCGGACUUCUGCGGUGUAGUCUUUUAAAGCUUUCCAACGUGACUUCCUGAGGAGUAAGAGACAUCAGGCGCGUGCUACCGUUGCUGAGGUAGUGUUGCUUACAUAGAAUAUUUUUCCCAUGUUCCUGUCAAGCAUAUCAUGUGAAAAGGGGAAAGCAGCUUUUUUGUUAAGGUAACAGUUACCCGAAUUUGAUCCCAACUCUUCUGUAAGGCAACUCCUAGGAUCAGUAAGAUUGUGCGAGAACUUUGCUUAACAGACCUGAUUUCGCCAACACACAUUCCAAUAAUCCCCCUGUUUAACGGGGUGACAUUGUGUCUCCCGACCUGUUUGUGGUGAGAUGUGUGUAGUGGCACAGAACGGCUUUAAAUACAUUGCUCUUACUUCGAACCCUUGGAGCGCAUGCCCGAAUUCCUUGUCCUGGCACGGCGGAAGCUGUCUUGUUUCCAAGGAGCAUCACACUGUACAAACCAACCUCGAAUAAAUGUGGCAGUAUCU
Messenger RNA from Toxoplasma gondii ME49, 1234 nucleotides. RefSeq lists its product as hypothetical. Bases 225 to 503 code for a protein of 92 amino acids. The transcript is spliced from 2 exons. Lineage: Eukaryota; Apicomplexa; Conoidasida; Eucoccidiorida; Sarcocystidae. The record is from RefSeq and is a predicted model, not a curated record.